Molecule: messenger RNA, 2360 nt
Organism: Girardinichthys multiradiatus
Lineage: Eukaryota; Metazoa; Chordata; Actinopteri; Cyprinodontiformes; Goodeidae
Product: tripartite motif-containing protein 16-like
Exons: 1
Coding region: 1-1647 (548 amino acids)
Molecular function (GO): protein binding; zinc ion binding
Source: RefSeq, a predicted model, not a curated record
AUGGCUCAGAGAGGAGCUCAGCUGGAGAAAAUAUCAUGUACCAUCUGUUUGGGUCUACUGAGGGAUCCAGUGACUAUUCCCUGUGGUCACAGCUACUGUAGGAACUGUAUUAAAGACUUCUAUGACGGAGAAGAUCAGAGAAGAAUCCAGAGCUGCCCUCAGUGCAGGAGAACUUUCAAGCAAAGGCCUGUUCUGGAGAAGAACAUCAUGUUGGCGGACUUGGUGGAGGAUCUGAAGAGGACUGGACUCCAAGCUGCUCCAGCUGAUCACUGCUAUGCUGGACCUGAAGAUGUGGCCUGUGAGGUCUGCACUGGGAGGAAGAUUAAAGCUGUCAAGUCCUGCUUAACCUGUCCUGCUUCCUACUGUAGGGAUCACCUCCAACCUCACUAUGAUGCUCCAUCAUUACAGAAGCACAAGCUGGUGGAUCCCUCCAAGAAGCUCCAGGAGAACAUCUGCUCUCGUCAUGAUGAGGUGAUGAAGAUCUUCUGUCGUACUGAUCAGCAGUGUAUCUGUUAUCUCUGCUCUAUGGAUGAACAUAAAGGUCAUGAAACAAUCUCAGCUGCAGCAGAAAGGACUGAGAAGCAGAAGGAGCUCCAGGUGAGUCGACAACAAAUCCAGCAGAGAAUCCAGGACCAAGAGAAAGAUCUGAAGCUGCUUCAACAGGAGGUGGAGGCCAUCAAUGUCUCUGCUGAUAAAGCAGUGGAGGACAGUGAGAAGAUCUUCACUGAGAUGAUUCAUCUCAUCCAGAAAAGAGGGUCUGAUGUGAAGCAGCAGAUCAGAUCCCAGCAGGAAACUGAAGUGAGUCGAGUCAAAGAUCUUCAGGAGAAGCUGGAGCAGGAGAUCACUGAGCUGAAGAGGAAAGAUGCUGAGCUGAAGCAGCUCUCAACCACAGAUGAUCACAACCAGUUUCUCCACAACUACCCCUCACUGUCAGCACUCAGUGAGUCUACACACUCAUCCAGCAUCAAUAUUCAUCCUCUGAGAUACUUUGAGGAUGUGACAGCAGCUGUGUCAGAGCUCAGAGAUAUAUUACAGGACAUCCUGAGAGACACAUGGACAAACAUCUCACUGAGAGUCACUGAAGUGGAUGUUUUACUACCACAACCAGAACCAAAGACCAAAGCUGGAUUCCUAAAAUAUUCACAAGAAAUCACUCUGGAUCCAAACACAGCAAACAGGAAGUUGUUAUUAUCUGAGGGGAACAGAAAGGUAACAUUAAUGAAAGAAAAACAGUCUUAUCCUGAUCAUCCAGACAGAUUCACUGAUGUUAAACAGGUUCUGAGUAGAGAGAGUCUGACUGGUCGUUGUUACUGGGAGGUGGAGUGGAGAGGAGGAGUUGAAGUAGCAGUUUCAUACAAAAACAUCAGUAGAGCAGGAAGGUCUGAUAAAUGCAGGUUUGGAUCCAAUGACAAUUCGUGGUCAUUAUAUUGUAACAAAAACAGUUACACAUUUUAUCACAACAACAUUAAAACUCCAGUAUCAGGUCCAGUUUCCUCCAGAAUAGGAGUGUAUCUGGACCACAGAGCAGGUAUUCUGUCUUUCUACAGCGUCUCUAAAACCAUGACUCUCCUCCACAGAGUCCAGACCACAUUCACUCAGCCUCUACAUGCUGGAGUUUGGGUUUUAGCAGGUUGGAUCUUCUGCUGAAUUCGUUAAACUGAAAUAAUCAGAACUGUUCUGAGGUCCAGUUGGUUAAAAUGUUUAUUUUAGUUCCAGUUUCUUUAGUCUCCAUCAUUGUUGCUGAGAGCUCAUUGUUGUGUCAUUUCUUCACUGCUCAGAGAUCAGCUGUCUUUAUGGAGCUACUUUGUCAUCUUGUUUGUUGUUUUGUUGAUGUUGGAGUUUGUUUGGGUGCUGCCCCUUCCUGUUUCUGUUCAGCCAUGGAGGCUAUCACUGCUCAGGAGGAUUUUUAUUCACUUAAAGUAAUUACAUUCAUAUUUAUUGCUUUUUCAAAUGUUGUUGUUGUUCAAAUCCAUGUACAGAUGAGCUGAUGGAAACUAUAAUUAACAUGUUCAUCAUCAAUCAGGUCAUCAAUCAAUAUUUUAUUGGACAAACAUCAGAUUCCGGAUCAAACUGAUUGUAGAAAUGAAUUAAAAUAGAUCAGAAAAUUACUGAACAAGAGUCCUUAUCAGAGUUUACUGUUUUAUGUUUUGAGCAAAUAUGUGGACACAAAUAUUGUGUUUACAUUUUUAUAGUUUACAACAUUUUUUUUUUUGUGCAGACAAGUGAUCACAUCCUUAAAAUGUAUUAUUAUAUCCAGCAAUCUGUGGCUGUAAAUGUUUUGUUUAUUUGAAAUUUUAUAAAAUUCUAUGCAUGAUUUGAUUAAAAUGUAAUGUUAGUUUUUCUUCCCACAUUUAACUUAA